Besnoitia besnoiti is the source of this 501-nucleotide messenger RNA. RefSeq lists its product as uncharacterized. NCBI's taxonomy places the organism in Eukaryota, Apicomplexa, Conoidasida, Eucoccidiorida, Sarcocystidae. Gene Ontology annotation, molecular function: protein binding. The transcript has 2 exons. The record is from RefSeq and is a predicted model, not a curated record. Bases 1 to 501 code for a protein of 166 amino acids.
AUGACUACGAUCAGGUCAGUCUCCCGUCGUAAACACGUGAACGCCACGUUGGUAUGUGGCUCGGCCGUCGACUUCCUCCGCUCUGGCAUGGACCCCGGUGCCACGGAUGCAGCUGGCGACUCUGCGGUUCUUGCUGCAUCAAGGCAGCCGGAAUCGUUCGACCAGGAGCCCUUCUGGGAUGAGUUUUUCGACCACUAUUGUAUCUCGAAACCCCUCGAGGCCCAGUCCCUCGUGAACCAGCGCGGCUCCGGAGGUGACUCGUGUCUCCACGCUGCUGCGGCGGGGCAACGAGGUAGCCUCGUGCGUAAACUUCUUUACUGGGGCGCCGACCUGGCUAUGCUGAACGACCGUGGCGAACGCCCUGCAGUCCAGAGCCACUGGAUUCAGGAUUUAGACGCCAACCCUCUGCUCCAGGCCGGCGCGAGCAACCCGGGCAAGUGCCACACGACAGAGAGGCGGCGUUGUUCGCAGCAUGUGCAGCCUGCGUGUGGACGCAUGUAG